CAUUACAAGGAUCUUUGGUUUUAUUAAUUUGAUGCAGAUUGGUUACCGCCACAUCGAUUGUGCUCACAUCUAUGAGAACGAGAAGGAGAUUGGCUCUAUGUUGAAGAAGCUGUUUGAGGAGGGUGUAGUGAAGCGCGAGGAUUUGUGGAUUACAUCUAAACUCUGGAAUACUGAUCAUGCUCCAGAAGAUGUACCGCUGGCAUUGGACAGGACUUUGAAAGAUUUGCAGCUUGAUUAUGUAGACUUGUAUCUUAUCCACUGGCCAACUCCAAUGAAAAAAGGAACACAAGGCUUUAAUCCUGAAAAUCUUGUGCAAGCAAACAUACCUAACACAUGGAAGGCAAUGGAAGCACUCUUUGACUCUGGCAAGGCUCGGGCUAUAGGCGUUAGCAAUUUUUCCACCAAAAAGCUGGCAGAUUUGCUUGAAGUUGCUCGUGUUCCUCCUGCUGUCAACCAGGUGGAGUGUCAUCCUUCAUGGCAGCAAGAGAAGCUGAGAGCUUUCUGCAAAUCCAAAGGUGUCCACCUCUCUGGAUAUUCACCUUUGGGUUCCCCUGGAACACCCUGGCUUAAAAGUGAUGUUCUUAAGCACCCAGUUUUAAAUACGACUGCGGAGAAGCUAGGCAAAACUCCUGCACAAUUAGCUCUUCGCUGGGGACUUCAAAUGGGUCAUAGUGUGCUUCCCAAGAGUACAAAUGAAGCAAGGAUAAAGGAGAAUUUUGAUAUUUUUGGCUGGUCUAUCCCUGCGGACUUACUCGCUAAAUUUUCUGAGAUUCAGCAGGCAAGGUUACUGAGGGGCACCACAUUCGUCCAUGAAACUUGUGGUGCCUACAAAACUGUCGAGGAAUUAUGGGAUGGUGAAAUCUGAGCAAUCUGCUAUAGUUCGAUAGAGUGAAUGGAACGUGGAGUAGGAGUUCGUCACUGGCUUUGGUGUACGGUUCUGAGAAUAGGUGCACUGUUCAAUUGUUGAUUUUAGCAAAUUGUAUUAAAUUACUGGUUGGAUCAAACUUAGCAUCUUGAUACUCAUUCAUAUUUCUCUUUGAUAUACAAUUGAG
Messenger RNA from Vigna umbellata (rice bean), 1052 nucleotides. The record is from RefSeq and is a predicted model, not a curated record. NCBI's taxonomy places the organism in Eukaryota, Viridiplantae, Streptophyta, Magnoliopsida, Fabales, Fabaceae.